Peronospora matthiolae is the source of this 1083-nucleotide messenger RNA. The record is from the annotation of a GenBank genome assembly. NCBI's taxonomy places the organism in Eukaryota, Oomycota, Peronosporomycetes, Peronosporales, Peronosporaceae.
AUGCAACCUAUUUUUCUGUUCGCACUCACUGCGGGUGUUGUAUUCCUUGUUCUCGUUGAUCUCGCCUCGGGCCUUGACGGACUGGAAACCCUAACAUCUGGCGCCGACUUCGACGAGCUCACGACCGUCGAAGACAAAAGGCUCUUGAAAGGUGCUCAUCUCCACGAAAAACUGAGCGAAGAACGGGCAUUCAUUUCUGGGGAAAGUAUCGGUACAUGGUGGACCCAGGUGACGGAGUGGCUCAGGGUCAAGUCCGAACCCAUCAUUGCAUACAUCAAGCAACUCAUGGUCAAGAGCAACAAUGUGAAGGACGAUGCCACCGCUAUCGAAGCUGCUCGUGCCAAAAACGAUAUCGCUGCCAACGAAGCUGCUCAUGACAAGGAGGACGCUGCCAUUAACGAUGCUGCUCAUGCCAAGGACGAUGCUACCACAAACGAAGCUGCUCAUGCCAAAUACGAUGUUGCUACCAACGAAGCUGCUCAUGCAAAGGAGGACGCUGCCACCAAUGAUGCUGAUCAUGCCAAGGACGAUGCUGCCGCUAAUGCAGCUGCUCGUGCCAAGGACUAUGCUUCUCGUGCAACUUACGAAGCUGCUCGCGCCUAUGACGAUGCUGCUCGUGCCCAGGAUGUUGCCGCUUUGAAAGCUGGUCGUGCCACAGAAGCUACUGCAACCGCCAUUUACGAAGAUGCUCGUGCCGUGUACGAACAGGCUAUGGUUCGCAACAGUCGUGUGGAAACGAUCGAUCUCAGCGACAAGAAGAACGAGCCGAUUAUGAAGAGACUCAAGAUAAGUCUGGAUGAGGCCAAGAGAAGUUCGAGGUUUCGUGAGAUAGCGGACAGGGUAGACGAAUCCAAGAUGGCGCUCGAGGCCCUAGAGAAGGAGGACGGAUUUCUUCUUUGGAUGCUGAAUUUGAAGUGGGCCCUAAGGGCAAAGAGUCCUGAUGUCGUGGUUGAAAAAUUCUUAGAGGACCUUGGCACGCACGACGUCCCGCUCGUACAAGAACGAGCGAAACAACUGAAAGAGGCAUACGCAACUUUUCUCAUAUACAUAAAGGGCGUGUCGCGCGCAAUUUACCCUCAAUAG